GGCGGAUGGCGGGCGCGGGGCGGCCGGUGCCCACGUGCCUGCUGCUGGGGGCGGCGGGCGGCGGCAAAAGCCUGCUGGCCCGGCGGCUGCGACAGCUGAGCGCAGAGGAGGGUCCGGCGGGGCUGGGCGAGCCCCCGGCCACGUUGCCCACGGUGGGCACCAACCUGACCGACCUGCGGCUGCCGCGGAGGGCGACGGUGCGGGAGCUGGGCGGCUGCAUGGGGCCCAUCUGGGCCAGCUACUACGGCGAGUGCAGCGCUCUCAUGUUCGUGGUGGACGCCGCCAACCCCAGCCAGGUUUCCAACUCCUGUGUCCAGCUGCUCUCCGUCCUCUCCGCCCCCCAACUCGCCGCCGUCCCCGUCCUCGUCCUCUUCAACAAGAUUGACCUGCCCUGCUACAUGUCGCUGGCGGAAAUGAAGUCGCUGUUCCGCAUGCAGGACAUCGUCUCCUGCGCCACGCAGCCCGUCACCAUGAUGGAGACCAGCGCCCGCGACGGCACCGGCCUGGCUGAUGUCCUGCAGUGGCUGCGGGCCACCCUCGGAGAACCUCGCUGAGCAACCCCAGCCCCAUGGCGAACCCUGUCACCAAAGGGCAGCUGGGAGUGGGGCACAGGAUGGUGUCACAGGGCAGGAUCCCUGUGGGACUGGACAGUAAAACCUCCU
Calidris pugnax (ruff) is the source of this 662-nucleotide messenger RNA. It is a transcript of the gene ARL16, whose product is annotated as ADP-ribosylation factor like GTPase 16. The record is from RefSeq and is a predicted model, not a curated record. The coding region runs from base 6 to 554 and encodes 182 amino acids. NCBI's taxonomy places the organism in Eukaryota, Metazoa, Chordata, Aves, Charadriiformes, Scolopacidae. Gene Ontology annotation, molecular function: GTPase activity; GTP binding. The transcript has 5 exons.